GUUGUCUGAGCCGAGCGGAUGGGGCAGGUUGGGCUUUCAAAGUUUUGACCGGCCCGAUCCACAACCCUGACAGGACGAUGAGGCGGACCACGGCGUUGCUGCUGCGCCACGUCGGCGGCGGGAUCCCGCAGGCGCUCGCCGACAUGCUCGUCUGCCCCCUGUCCAAGAAGCCUCUCAGGUACUGCGACGCCAGCGGCUCUCUGGUCAGCGACGCCGUCGGCAUGUCCUUCCCGAUAGUAGAUGGAAUUCCUUGUCUCCUUCCGAAAGACGGCAAGUUGCUCGAGGACCACCAGAGGGAAUCAGGACAUGAAACCAGCCCUAGGGAUUCCUCUGAUUGAAUCCACGUUGUUGUACAAGCCGGCAACAUCGUUCUGUAUUUAAAAAGUAAUCGAGAUGGAAGCAAGAGUAUGUGCUGUCCUCAAACUGUUUCUUGUCGCCGUAAAUCAUUCUCACGUUGAUUUGUACUGACUAUUUUGCACAAUGGAAAUAAAAUUAUUACAUGGUA
This is a messenger RNA of Triticum urartu, 505 nucleotides long. RefSeq names its product Trm112p-like protein. The record is from RefSeq and is a predicted model, not a curated record. NCBI's taxonomy places the organism in Eukaryota, Viridiplantae, Streptophyta, Magnoliopsida, Poales, Poaceae.